Messenger RNA from Diabrotica virgifera virgifera (western corn rootworm), 1404 nucleotides. RefSeq names its product probable maltase-glucoamylase 2. The transcript is spliced from 16 exons. The coding region runs from base 61 to 1257 and encodes 398 amino acids. The record is from RefSeq and is a predicted model, not a curated record. Lineage: Eukaryota; Metazoa; Arthropoda; Insecta; Coleoptera; Chrysomelidae.
CUUAUUUCCCAUUUGAAUAUACUUGAUCCAAAGUACUACAAAGUAUUGAACAAAAUCAAAAUGAGUGAAGAAAUACGAAAUAGUGUGCACGAAGAAGAAAAUAUAGAAAUGGUAGUAGCUAGACGAAACACAGUAGGGGAAUCAAACCAGCCAGCAGUAGAUCGGCAAACGUCAAAAAAACCAUACGCUAAAUAUUUAUAUGCUUUGUUGGUCUUGGGAAUGAUUUUGGUAGCAAUUACCGGGAUUUGUUACUGGUAUUUCAACAAAAUAGAUGUUUCAAAAGAGCGGUUCCCAACCAAUACUGCAAACAUUAUUGAGGACAACGUAACCGAAAAUACAAAUAAGCAAUUCUCAAUAAACGCUACAAACAUUAAUGAGGACAACGCUACAAGCGAAACAAUUACGCCAUUCUCAACAAACGGUACUAACUUCACUAAGAAAAACACUACAGGCAAAAUAUCUACACCUUUCUCAGCAAACGCUACAAACAUUACUAAUUACAACACUACAGGCGAAACAACUACGCAACUCUCAACAAACGCUAAAAACCUUACUAAGGAUAACACUACAGGCGAAACAAUUGCGCCACUCUCAAUAAACGCUACAAACAUUACUAAUAACAACACUGCAGGCGAAACAACUACGCUUAGUAAAUUUCUUAAUAAUUUUAAUAAGCCAUUCUCAACAAACGGUACUAACUUCACUAAGAAAAACACUACAGGCAAAAUAUCUACGCCAUUCUCAACAAACGCUACAAACUUUACUAAUUACAACACUACAGGCGAAACAACUACGCCACUAUUAACAAACGCUACAAACAUUACUAAGGAUAACACUACAGGCAAAACAACUACGCAACUCUCAACAAACGCUACAAACAUUACUAAGGAUAACACUACAGGCGAAACAAUUACGCCACUCUCAAUAAACGCUACAAACAUUACUAAGGACCACACUGCAGGCGAAACAACUACGCUUAGUAAAUUUCUUAAUAAUUUUAAUAAGCCAUUCUCAAUAAACGCUACCAACAUCACUAAGGAAAACACUACAGGCAAAACAUCUAUGCCAUUCUCAACAAACGCUACCAACAUCACUAAGGAAAACACUACAGGCAAAACUUCUAUGCCAUUCUCAACAAACGCUACCAACAUCACUAAGGACAAUACUACAGGCAAAACAACUACGACACGGAUUCAAUCUGACAGCUAUUUGACGUCAAGCGUCGCGAAAUCGCGAAACUCUCGUUCCCUUUUUUGACAGAAGCGACGCCCCGCCGUGUCAAAAGACGCGGACGAAAAAUUAAAUGUAUUUACUCGCUAGAAGCUAACUUUAAUAGAGCUAGAUAUACUUAAUAACUUAUUUGUAAUGUUCCAUACUAUUAUGUCACUGUUAUCCAUCAUUAUA